CACUAGUCACAUAAGAACAGUUAGUUUUCCCCCAAAUUAUGAGUUUGAACCUCGUCCGGGCAGACAGAUUUUGUCAGUUUUUUUUAUCAGAUUAUGCUAACUUCGCUUCAAAUGGGUGUAUCCAAAUUCCUCCAAAAUUUAUCUAAACCUUUUCUUAAGUGUUCCCAGGAUUCUCUUCAUGGAAUAACCCCUAAUGCUCCAAAUUCCUCGGCCCUAGCCACAUUAAAUCCCUCGAAAACCCACAUACUAACUCAUUACCUCAACCCAUCUGGGUUUACCUCAUAUCCUCAUUUUCCGAGAGCAUUUCACGAUCAUACUUCAUUAAAGACUAAUAAUUACAAGAACCUAGAUGCCGAAACCACCCAAGAAGCAGAAAGAAUCGCUAAAUUAGUAUCCAAUGUUAAAAUUCCAAAAAAUCUGGAUUCUGCUUUGAGUUCUGCUAAUUUUAGUAGUAUAUCUCCAAUUGUGGUUUUGGAAGUGUUAAAGAAGCUCAAUAAUGCGGGAAUUACUGCGCUGGCGUUUUUCAGGUGGGCGGAGAAGCAAAAAGUCUUCCUGUAUAUUGAUGAGUGCUAUAACUCUCUCAUUGAAGCGUUGGGAAAAAUUAAGCAAUUCAAAAUGGUGUGGGUUUUGGUGGAUGAAAUGAAACAAAAGGGAUUGUUGUCGAAAAACACGUUUGCUCUGGUUUCGAGGAGAUACGCAAGGGCAAGGAAGGUGAAAGAAGCUAUGGAGGCAUUUGAGAUGAUGGAAAAGAAGUAUGGUUUUACGACCGAGUUGCAAGAUUACAAUAGGCUGCUUGAUACCAUGAGCAAGUCUAGGCAUGUGGACAGUGCUCAGAAGGUGUUUGAUAAAUUGAAAAACCGAAAGUUUAGGCCCGACAUUAAAUCCUACGCAAUCUUGUUGGAAGGGUGGGGUCAAGAGUGUAAUUUGCUUAGAAUGGACGAGGUUUAUCGUGAGAUGAGGGGCGAUGGCUUUGAGCCCGAUGUUGUGACUUAUGGGAUUUUAAUCAAUGCUUAUUGUAAGGUUAGAAGGUUCAACGAAGCGAUUGAAUUAUAUCAUGAAAUGGAAAAGAAGAAUAUCAAGACGACCCCUCAUAUAUAUUGCACUUUGAUUAAUGGUUUGGGGCCGGAGAAGAGGUUGAACGAAUGUUUGAAGUUCUUUGAGUCGUGUAAGGCUAGCAGUUUUGCUAUUGAGGCACCUACUUAUAAUGCUAUGGUGGGAGCUUAUUGUUGGUCAGAUCGAAUGCAUGAUGCUUAUCGGACAGUUGAUGAGAUGAAAAAAUGUGGGGUUGGUCCGAAUGCACGAACUUAUGAUAUAAUUCUACGGCACCUUAUAAAGGUUAACAGAACAAAAGAGGCUUAUGUUGUUUUUAACAAAAUUAGUGAUGAGCCAGGGUGUGAGCCAACUGUAAGUACAUAUGAGAUCAUGGUAAGGAUGUUUUGCAAUGAGGAGCGGACGGAUAUGGCAUUGAGAGUGUGGAAUCAGAUGAAGGCCAGAGGUGUACUUCCUGGAAUGCACAUGUUUUCGACCUUGAUCAACAGUCUCUGCAAUGAGAAUAAGUUGAACGAUGCAUGCCAAUAUCUUCAAGAGAUGCUUGACAUGGGUAUAAGGCCUCCAGAUACAAUGUUUAAGACUCUGAAACGAGCUCUUGUUGAUGACGGGAAAGAAGAUAUUGCUAUGAUAUUGACACAUAAGGUUGAGAGACUAAGGAAAACUCCAUUAGUCGGUUAACGAAAGAAAAAUUUUAAAUGUUCCUGGGAAUCCAAUGUCUGAUCUUGUAUUCUCCGUACACUGACCAAAAUUUGUCAUUUGACUAGUUGCAUCUUUCUUGAGCGACGAGGUAGGAAAUGGAAUGACUGUGGUAAUGUCUAUUGAAUUCAAAUGGAAAACGGGUGCGAGGCUGCAAUCUUUGAUGAUCGAAUACUGGAAAUUUGUCUUCUUUAUUUUGUUGUCUUAAGAUUUCAAUCAGCUUGAGCUUGUAAGAUGAAUAUGAAUUAUACACCCUAGUAAUUUAUUUGUAGGGAUUGUAAUAAUUCGAAGCAUACUUGAAUAUAAAUUUUCGGUCAAGAUGCUUACUUGAAAAUUUGAAAUAAGGAAUUCCAAUA
Olea europaea var. sylvestris is the source of this 2102-nucleotide messenger RNA. RefSeq names its product pentatricopeptide repeat-containing protein At1g71060, mitochondrial. The record is from RefSeq and is a predicted model, not a curated record. Lineage: Eukaryota; Viridiplantae; Streptophyta; Magnoliopsida; Lamiales; Oleaceae. Bases 94 to 1728 code for a protein of 544 amino acids. Gene Ontology annotation, molecular function: protein binding. The transcript has a single exon.